Molecule: messenger RNA, 3933 nt
Organism: Papilio machaon (common yellow swallowtail)
Lineage: Eukaryota; Metazoa; Arthropoda; Insecta; Lepidoptera; Papilionidae
Exons: 2
Coding region: 1134-2834 (566 amino acids)
Molecular function (GO): nucleic acid binding; zinc ion binding
Source: RefSeq, a predicted model, not a curated record
AACCUGUAAUUUAUAUAUUACCAAUAAAAUUGUAAUUGUGUAAUUGUAAUUGUAACCUACUAGGAGUGGGCGAUACAAAUCGUAUACAGAUACGGAAUCUAGAUAUUGGUACAAUAUCCAAAAAUCGCUUACUGACUCGUUCGAAAUCUAUGUAUUACAAUAUCUGAUAUUUUAGAUUCAACGAAUACUCGCUCACUCGAUUUACCACUACGCGAUACGAUACGCGUCGGUCGCAUGCGAGUGACAGAGCGCGUGAGACACAAAUAUUACACUAGUUAGAGCAGUAUAGCAAUACACAAUAUCAGAUUUUUGAACGGAUUGUAUUAUUAUUGUUGAAUGGACAGACCAAAUGUCAACAAAGCUUAGUUUCAAAUAAAUAUUAAUCAUGGUAUCGAUAUCCAUGAUUUGUUUAGAUUUUGUUUAUUUACGCUUGAACUCGAGCGCAUUGUUUUAGCAAUAUUAAAUAUUCAUUAUUUAAUUGUGUCGGAAUAGUUGCCGAAUUUUAAGAUCAUGGACGAGUCACCAGGACGCUCGAAUCGAGACUCCAGUCGGCGUACACUGGAGACACCCAGUCGAGAGGAUCGCUGACGAAGCGGCUUAAGUAUUCACAAUCGGAAUCGACACGGAGACGAGCAAAACCUUCUGCUGGGUCGACAGAGGGCACAGAUGCUGGAGCAGGAGUUACGCCGAGAGCGUGAGCGACUCCGUGCGACGGAGGACCGUCGUCGAUCAUCGACACGAUGAGUCAGCGAGCGUCGCGAGCCCUCCGGACGUCGGGAAGCCGAGCGUCGAGUGGAGCUACGUGCCAGCGCGCGCCGUGAGCUCUCCAAACGUCGGGAAGCUGAGCGUCGGGCAGAGCCAGGUGCCGAGCAACAUAGCAACGCAGAAGAGAAUAUAAGGUCACGUAGUCCAUCUUUUUCUAACAAUGAUCUUGUUAACGUUUUAAAAUUGCUGACAGAGGAUCUGUCGUCACAGCCACAUAAGCAAAAUGCACAGUCGUCUCAAAAGAUAGAAACAUAUUACCUAAUUUUGACCCUUCAACUAAAAAUCAACGUAUUGAUAUAUGGCUGAAAAAGAUCAACGAAUGUGCAUCCGUAUAUGGUUGGGACGACAGAACUACUACUCACUUUGCAAUGCAGAAACUCCAAGGCCUGGCUAAAAUGUGGUACGAAAGCUUAAACUCUAUUCUUUUCAGUUGGAACGAAUGGCAGGAUAAAUUGAUAAAUGCAUUUCCUUGCGAACAAAAUUAUGGCCAGACCUUAGAAGAUAUGCUAAAAAGAAAGAGUAAAUUCAAUGAGCCUAUUGAGGUUUAUUAUUAUGAAAAGCUUGCUCUCGUGAAUCCAUGUGAUAUAGUAGGAAAGCGUGCCGUGGACUGCGUUAUUCACGGCUUGUCAGACAGGACUCUUAGAUCAGGUGCUUUGGCAUUACGUUGCAAUCACCCUGACCAACUUUUGCAGUUCUUAGUGAGCAAUAAAGAUACUUUUCAGCCUUCAGCGGACCGCGGUCAUUUUCGUAAUAAACUUUUAGACAGUACACAUCAGACUUAUAACCAAAACCAAAAACCUAAAGUUAUAGCUAGAUCGGGUCAGCCUAUUGGCUGCUAUAAUUGCAAGGAAAACGGGCAUACCUUUUUACAUUGUCCUAAACCUAUAUUAAAGUGCCAACGAUGCAACAAAAUCGGUCAUACUAUAGAAACCUGUUUUAGCAAGUUAGGGGAAAAGCCAACGAAUACUAGCGCUACUAUUUCAAAAACAAUGCGUAUAGAUUCUGUCGAACAAGAUACUAGAAACACAACCUCCAAGUUUAUAAAAGAGGUUAUUGUUAAUGGGGUGCCCCUACAGGGGUUCAUAGAUUUUGGGAGUGAGGUUACUUUAAUUAAGGAGUCGGUAACCAUGGAGUUAGGCUUGUUUCAUGAUAACACGUCGUCUCAAAUGAAAGGUUUCGGUAAUAGUGUUGUACAAUCUCUUAGAGAGUUGUCGUUCGAUUUGAGUAUAGACGAUGUCAACGCCAGAGUUAUUUGUAAGGUAGUGUGUGACGACUUUUUGGAGAAGCCUUUGUUAAUUAGUCAGACUUAUACGGAACUUCCCCAUAUAGUUGCUCAUAAAAAUGCUUCGGAAUUGAAAUUCUUUGAUAACUGCGAUAAAUUACCUUUUUCUGAUGUUGAAAUUGAAAGUGGAAACUGUUUAAAGGUUCGCGCUUUAGGAGCUGUUAAAUUUUGGGGUCCUAUUUCGAUCAGAGCCAGCGUUGAUUCUACCAUUAGUGGCAGUAUUUUUCUGAGAAAUAGUGUAGCAGGAAAACCCAAUCAACAAUUUUCAGUUUGCGGAGGACUUUAUAAUGCGACAAAUGGUCGUGUAAGUAUAUUUGUAAUUCCCCAUGAUAAUUUCUGCUUAAUUCCAAAGGAUAGUAUCUUUUGUAGAGCUGAAAAGGCCUAUUUAGUUAAUAGGGUUGUUUUUGAGACACUUGAACAAGUGAGUGAUCCUGCUGAUAGUAAAUUCGAUGAAAGUCAGGUUCGCAUUUGCCAAAAUAUACCUGUUGAUACCAGGAACCGAUUGCUUUGUUUGCUCCGAAAGUACAAGUAUUGUUUUGCGUCAUCUUUAAGGGAUCUAGGUUGUACUAACGUUGCCCAAAUGAAAAUAGAGCUUAGCAGUCAACGUCCUGUUGUGUACCGCCCGUAUCGAUUGUCACAUCAUGAGCGCUCUCAAGUCCGUUCAAUGGUAGAUGAAAUGUUAGAAGCAGGUAUAGUGCGCGAAUCAUCUGAUUAUGCUAGUCCUAUUCUGCUUGUGCGUAAGAAAGAUGGGUCCCUUAGAAUGUGUGUAGAUUAUCGCAUACUAUAGCAGGCAAACAUCGCCGGAAGAGAAGAAUUUCCAUUCAUAUGAAUUAGAAACUUUAGCAGUAGUUUGUUCCCUACGAAAGUUUCGAGUUUAUUUGCUAGGGAAAGACUUUAAAAUUGUUACAGAUUGUAGCGCUCUUCGGUCUACUUUUACUAAACGGGAUUUUAUUCCUAGGAUAGCGCGCUGGUGGCUGCAAUUGCAAGAAUUUAAUUGCACAAUUGAAUAUAGGGCCGGAACAAAAAUGGGUCAUGUUGACGCGUUAUCCCGUAAUCCUGUCGUCGAUCCCUAUGAGGAUCAAUCUGCUAAUCCUCUAACAGUUAUGGCUAUUUCAAAUGAAGCCUGGUUACAUACCCUCCAGCUUGGAGAUUCAGAACUUAGAAGGAUUAGGGAUAUUUUGGAUAGUAAUCUAGAUCAGAAAGGCUUGCAAAAUAUUGAGGAAAAUUAUUUGGUCAAGGACAACAAAUUAUUUCGUUUUGUAGGUGAAGACAAGAAAAAUGUGCGCUAGGUAGUACCUAAGGGUGCGAGAUGACAAUUAUGUCGAAUGAAUCAUGACGAAAUCGGUCAUUUUGUAGUUGAAAAGACUUUGGAGCGAUUAAAGAAAAGCUAUUGGUUCCCAAAAAUGACACGAUUCGUUAAAAAAAUUCGUGAGCGCCUGUAUAGAAUGCGCAUACGCUAAAAAUAAGCAAAGUGGUAGGAAAAGUUUUCUUCCUAUAACAAAAGUGGAGGUACCUUUUCAUACACUACAUAUUGACCAUCUCGGACCCUUUGUUAAAUCCAAGCGAGGCUUUUCUUACCUAUUAGUGGUCGUAGACGCUUUAACAAAGUUUUGUUUUAUCAGACCGGUUCGAAAUACGCACACUCAAAAUGUAAUAAGGGUGCUAGAAGACAUAUUCAGGGUAUUUAGAACUCCUGAUCGCCUCGUGAGUGAGCUGCUUCACGUCACAUGUGUUCAAAAGAUUUUGCCUAGAUGUAGGUAUUAAACAUGUCCUGAAUACUGUCUCUAGUCCCCGUGCAAACGGGCAAGUCGAGCGGUAUAACCGCACAAUUCUCGACUCUAUGAAGGCUUUCAGCGUAAAAUAUGGCGAAAAAGAAUGGGACUGUC